Messenger RNA from Miscanthus lutarioriparius, 4824 nucleotides. The record is from the annotation of a GenBank genome assembly. Lineage: Eukaryota; Viridiplantae; Streptophyta; Magnoliopsida; Poales; Poaceae.
AUGGGGUUCGACCCACUGGAGUGGUACUGCCAGCCGGUCAAGAAUGGUGUGUGGUCGCUUGUGGUGGAGAAUGCGUUCGGCGCCUACACUCCGUGUGGCACUGACACCCUGGUGGUCUGCAUCUCAUACCUCGCACUCUUUGGCGUUUGCUUCUAUCGUAUAUGGAGGACGACGAGGGACUACACAGUGCAGCGGUACAAGUUACGUUCACCAUACUACAACUACCUGCUUGGACUACUUGUGGUGUACUGCAUAGCAGAGCUGCUUUAUCGGAUUGCCACUGGUACCUCCAUCAUGAACUUGGAUGGGCAGACUGGCCUUCCUCCAUUUGAGAUUGUCUCAUUGAUCAUUGAGUCUGCUGCUUGGUGCUGUAUGCUUAUGAUGAUUCUGCUCGAGACAAGAAUUUACAUCAAUGAGUUCAGAUGGUACAUUCGGUUUGUGGUCAUUUACGUGAUGGUUGGUGAAGCUGCUAUGUUCAAUCUUGUGCUCUCGGUGAGGCAGUUCUACAGUUCAAGUUCAAUCUUUUACCUAUACUGCAGUGAGAUUGCAUGCCAGUUCUUGUUUGGAAUUCUCAUGGUGGUUUAUCUGCCUAGCGUGGAUCCAUAUCCGGGUUAUACCCCGAUCAGGAAUGAGGUGCUGAUUGAUAAUACUGAUUAUGAACCUCUUCCCGGCGGUGAGCAGAUUUGCCCUGAGAGACAUGCCAACAUAUUUGCCAGAAUAUUCUUUUCAUGGAUGACUCCUCUAAUGCAACAAGGAUUUAGAAGGCCCAUUACAGAUAAGGAUAUCUGGAAAUUGGACAGCUGGGACGAGACUGAAACUUUGUAUAGCCAAUUCCAGAAUUGCUGGAAUGAUGAACUUCGAAAACCAAAACCUUGGCUGUUACGAGCUCUUCAUAGUAGUCUUUGGGGAAGGUUCUGGCUGGGUGGGUUUUUCAAGAUUGGCAAUGACGCUUCUCAAUUUGUUGGUCCCCUUAUUAUUGAACCUGUUGUUAGAGGAGUGUCACUUGGGGUUCUUGCUGAGGCACAGUACUUUCAGAACGUCAUGCGUGUGGGUUUCAGGUUGAGGUCCACAUUGAUUGCAGCUGUUUUCCGCAAGUCUUUGCGACUAACUAAUGAGAGUCGUAGAAAGUUUGCUUCUGGGAGGAUUACCAAUUUGAUUUCAACUGAUGCGGAGUCCCUUCAGCAAGUGUGCCAGCAGCUUCACAGCCUAUGGUCUGCUCCUUUCCGCAUUGUUAUUUCCAUGGUCCUUCUAUAUGCACAGCUUGGUCCUGCAGCAUUAGUCGGUGCACUUAUGCUGGUUCUUUUGUUUCCAAUUCAGACAGUAAUCAUCAGCAAAAUGCAAAAACUUACUAAGGAGGGGUUGCAAAGGACCGACAAGCGAAUCAGUCUCAUGAAUGAAGUAUUAGCUGCCAUGGAUACGGUCAAGUGCUAUGCUUGGGAGCAAAGUUUCCAGUCAAAGGUGCAGGACAUCCGCGAUGAUGAACUUUCUUGGUUCCGCAGGGCUCAGUUGCUUGCUGCGCUGAAUAGCUUUAUCCUGAACAGUAUACCGGUCGUUGUCACUGUUGUUUCAUUUGGUGUAUAUUCUCUACUGGGAGGUGAUUUGACACCAGCAAAGGCGUUUACUUCUCUUUCAUUAUUUGCAGUCUUAAGGUUCCCACUUUUCAUGCUCCCAAAUCUGAUAACUCAGGUGGUUAAUUGUAAGGUGUCAUUGAAGCGUCUAGAAGAUCUCCUGUUGGCUGAAGACAGAUUACUUCUGCCAAAUCCACCUAUUGAUCCUGAUCUUCCAGCCAUUUCUAUCAAGAAUGGGUAUUUUUCAUGGGAAUCAGAGGCUCAGAGACCAACUUUAUCAAAUGUAAAUCUGGAUGUACCUGUUGGAAGUUUAGUUGCAAUAGUUGGAAGCACUGGUGAGGGUAAAACUUCUCUCAUAUCUGCAAUGCUUGGAGAAAUACCACCAGUAUCUGGAUCAGGUACCUCAGUGGUCAUUCGUGGAUCGGUGGCUUACGUUCCUCAAGUUUCCUGGAUCUUCAAUGCUACCGUACGGGACAAUAUUUUGUUUGGGUCUCCCUUUCAACCCCCACGCUAUGAGAAAGCGAUUGAUGUCACUUCAUUGCGGCAUGACCUUGACCUACUCCCAGGAGGCGAUCUGACAGAGAUUGGUGAAAGAGGAGUUAAUAUUAGUGGAGGGCAGAAGCAAAGAGUUUCAAUGGCAAGAGCUGUGUAUUCUGAUUCAGAUGUGUACAUAUUUGAUGAUCCACUCAGUGCAUUAGAUGCCCAUGUUGGCCGUCAGGUAUUUGAUAAAUGUAUCAAAGGGGAACUACAGCAUAAAACCCGGGUUCUUGUUACCAAUCAGCUGCAUUUUCUGCCAUAUGUUGAUAAAAUACUGCUAAUUCAUGAUGGUGUAAUUAAAGAGGAGGGUACUUUUGAUGAACUUAGCAACAGUGGGGAGCUCUUCAAGAAGCUCAUGGAAAAUGCUGGAAAAAUGGAGGAACAGGUGGAAGAGGAUGAAAGUAAACCAAAGGAUGUUGCAAAACAAACUGAAAAUGGGGAUGUUAUAAUAGCUGAUGAAGGUUCACAGAAGAGCCAGGAUAGUUCUAGUAAAACAAAACCAGGAAAAUCUGUGCUUAUUAAACAAGAGGAAAGGGAAACUGGGGUUGUCAGUGCGAAGGUCCUUUCACGUUACAAAAAUGCACUGGGAGGGAUGUGGGUGGUGUCCAUACUCUUCUUCUGCUAUGCACUGACUGAAGUUCUUCGCAUUUCAAGUAGCACAUGGUUGAGCGUUUGGACUGAUCAGGGUUCUCUGAAAAUUCAUGGCCCUGGUUACUAUAAUUUGAUCUAUGGGAUUCUUUCAUUUGGGCAGGUUCUAGUCACUCUCUCAAAUUCAUACUGGUUGAUUAUAUCAAGUCUUCGGGCAGCCAAAAGGCUUCAUGAUGCCAUGCUCCGAUCAAUAUUGAGAGCACCCAUGGUAUUUUUUCAUACAAACCCACUUGGACGGAUCAUCAACAGGUUUUCGAAGGAUUUGGGUGACAUUGACCGAAGUGUUGCUGUAUUUGUCAAUAUGUUUAUGGCACAAAUAUCUCAGUUGCUCUCAACUUUCGUUCUCAUCGGUUUUGUCAGCACCAUGUCUCUUUGGGCUAUCAUGCCACUCCUGAUUUUGUUUUAUGCAGCUUACCUCUAUUACCAGGCAACAUCUCGCGAGGUGAAGCGUCUGGAUUCCAUUACCAGGUCUCCUGUGUAUGCUCAGUUUUCAGAGGCUUUGAAUGGUCUGUCCACAAUCCGUGCCUAUAAAGCCUAUGAUAGAAUGGCAAACAUCAACGGGAGAUCAAUGGACAACAACAUUAGGUUCACACUUGUGAACAUGAGUGCAAAUAGGUGGCUAGCUAUUCGUCUGGAAACAUUGGGUGGCAUCAUGAUAUGGUUUACAGCAACUUUUGCUGUCAUGCAAAAUCAACGAGCAGAGAAUCAGAAGGCCUUUGCUUCUACAAUGGGUCUUCUUCUUACUUACACUCUCAAUAUUACCAAUUUACUCACAGCUGUUCUUCGUCUCGCUAGUCUUGCUGAAAAUAGUUUAAAUGCUGUUGAACGGGUCGGAACAUACAUUGAGUUACCUUCAGAAGCUCCUCCUGUCAUUGAGGAUCAUAGGGCACCCCCUGGUUGGCCAUCAUCAGGUGUCAUCAAGUUUGAAGACGUCGUGCUUCGAUAUCGACCAGAACUUCCUCCUGUUCUUCAUGGCAUAUCUUUUGUUAUUAAUGGAAGUGAGAAGGUAGGAAUAGUUGGCAGAACAGGUGCUGGUAAAUCUAGCAUGCUUAAUGCUUUAUUCCGUAUUGUGGAGCUUGAACGAGGGAGAAUAUUAAUUGAUGAUUGUGACACUUCUAAGUUUGGAAUUUGGGACCUGCGCAAAGUUCUAGGAAUAAUACCACAGGCACCAGUUCUAUUCUCAGGUUCUGUUCGGUUUAAUCUGGAUCCCUUUAACGAGCACAAUGAUGUGGAUCUCUGGGAGGCUCUGGAAAGGGCUCAUCUAAAAGAUGUUAUAAGGAGGAAUCCUUUAGGAUUAGAUGCUGAGGUCUCUGAAGCUGGUGAAAAUUUCAGUGUUGGACAACGGCAACUGUUGAGCUUAUCCCGUGCGUUGCUAAGAAGAGCAAAGAUACUCGUUCUUGAUGAGGCAACAGCAGCAGUUGACGUGCGGACUGAUGCUCUUAUUCAGAAAACAAUCCGAGAAGAAUUCAAAAGUUGCACAAUGCUCAUAAUUGCCCACCGUUUGAACACUGUCAUUGACUGUGACAGGUUGCUUAUUCUAAGUGCUGGGCAGGUUCUGGAAUUUGACUCUCCUGAGAAUCUUCUAAGCAAUGAGGAGAGUGCUUUCUCCAAGAUGGUGCAAAGUACAGGACCUAGCAACUCAGAAUACCUCAAGAGUCUUGUAUUUGGAAGUGGAGAAGAGAGGUCCCGGAGGGAAGAAAUCAAGCUGCAAGAUAUCCAAAGGAGAUGGGUUGCAUCUAACCGGUGGGCUGAAGCUGCCCAGUUUGCGCUUGCUAGAAGCCUCACAUCAUCACAUAGUGACCUCCUUUCACUAGAAGCUGCAGAGGGAAAUAAUAUUCUGAGGAGAACAAAGGAUGCUGUAAUCACUCUGCAAAGCGUACUAGAAGGGAAGCACAAUACUGAAAUCGAUGAAUCUCUAACUCAGUAUCAGGUCCCAGCUGAUCGAUGGUGGUCUUCACUUUACAAAGUGAUCGAAGGCCUCGCCACGAUGAGCAGAUUGGGCCGCAAUCGUCUGCAGCAACCUUCGUAUAAUUUUGAGAACAACGGUUCUAUUGACUGGGACCAAAUGUAG